Molecule: messenger RNA, 476 nt
Organism: Racocetra persica
Lineage: Eukaryota; Fungi; Glomeromycota; Glomeromycetes; Diversisporales; Gigasporaceae
Source: the annotation of a GenBank genome assembly
GGCCUCUCUUUCAUCAAGGUCUUGCAAAGGGAACUACUAGGACUUCUGAUACUGGUAGUAGGUUUACAUUUACUGGAGGGGCUACCUGGGCUUGGAAUACUGGCUGCAAAGGGUUCACGUUUACUAGAGGUGGGACUGGGGCUUCUGGUUGGGGUAGAAUAAACCUAUAUCUUUCUUCUGCUUUAUUCUCCAAUCGUUUAGUAUAUUGUUCCUUUGGUCUUUGGGCUGGUUGGUUGGGUUAUUUUGGAUGGGUUGGCCCUGAUUUUGGCCUUGAUUUUGGGUUUUCUCUGACAUACAAUAGUGAGAGAUGUGGCCAGAAUCUUGGGGGUGCAGUUUCUGUAGUUAAGGCUUCUCCUCACUUUUAUUAUUAUAAUAUCUCUAGCUUUGAUUUUAUGAGCACCAAGUAUAGCUUCUUUCAACAUAGGGGGUUUGGCGAUACUCAACCACGAGGCUGUCUUUGGCUUCAAGCCUUCUAA